Molecule: messenger RNA, 1749 nt
Organism: Hansenula ciferrii
Lineage: Eukaryota; Fungi; Ascomycota; Saccharomycetes; Phaffomycetales; Wickerhamomycetaceae
Gene: AGP3
Product: General amino acid permease
Exons: 1
Coding region: 1-1749 (582 amino acids)
Biological process (GO): amino acid transmembrane transport
Cellular component (GO): membrane
Molecular function (GO): amino acid transmembrane transporter activity
Source: RefSeq, a predicted model, not a curated record
AUGGGUCUGUUUGCAAAUAGUAAAGAUGAUAGAAAACCAGAAUCCAUAGAUUUGGAAAAGAAAAUAGAUUCAUCCAGUUCAUCAUUACCAGGAAUUGGUAGCUCAUCGUCAGAUACUGCUCAUGGAGAAUCCGCUAGUGUUGAAGAAUUUGAAACUGGUGGUGGUGAAAAUGGUAGUGUUAAACGUACAUUGGCUCCAAGUACAAUUUAUUUCAUUGCAGUUGGUAGUUCUAUUGGUACAGCAUUAUUCGUUACUAUCGGUAAAGGUUUAGCUUUCGGUGGUCCAUUAAGUUUGUUAAUGGCUUUUUGUUUAUGGACUGGUGUUAUUGCAAUCGUUGUUGGUGCUGUUGGUGAAAUGGUUUGUUUCUUACCUGUUGCAGCUCCUUUCCAACAAAUGGCUGGACGUUGUGUUGAUGAAGCUUUUGAACUUACUGUUGCAUUCAACUAUUAUAUUUUCACAAGUAUAGCAAUUCCUUUUGAAAUUACUGCUGUUAAUGGUAUGAUACAUUUUUGGGCCGACAAUUAUUCACCAGGUAUAACGUUUGCAGCUCAAAUUGCUUUGUAUGUUGGUUUAAAUGUCUUUGCUGUUAAAUAUUUUGGUCAAUCAGAACUUCAUUUAUGUGCUACAAAAUUACUUUUAGCUGUUGGUUUAAUCGCUUUCACAUUUGUUACAAUGGUUGGUGGAAAUCCACAACAUGAAGCUUAUGGUUUCCGUUAUUGGAAUAAUCCAGGUCCAUUAGCUGAAAGAUUUGUUGGCGGAUCUAUGGGUAAAUUCCAUGGUUUCAUGGGUGCUAUGAAUAGUGCUUGUUUCACAAUUGUUGGUCCAGAUUAUGUUGCAAUGGUUGCAAGUGAAGCGGGUGGUCAAACAAGAAAAGUUUUAUCUAAAACUUUCAAAAUUGUUGCAUGGAGAAUGACUGUUUUCUUCAUUUUUGGUGCUCUUUGUGUUGGUAUUUUACUACCUUAUAAUGAUCCAAAACUAGAUGCUAUGGCUAAUGGUAGUGGUGGUGAAAGUGCAUCAUAUGCUCCUUAUGUCAUUGCUAUGACCAACAUGAAGAUUAAAGUCUUACCUCAUAUUAUCAAUGUUGGAUGUUUAUUCUCUGCUUUAAGUGCUGGUAACGCAUAUUUCUAUUGUUCUACGAGAGCUUUAUAUGGUGCUGCAAAGAGAGGUUUUGCUCCAAAAUUCCUUACAUACUGUACCAAAAGUGGUAUUCCAAUUUAUACUGUUGGUGCUGCUUUCUGUUGGGGUUCACUUGCAUUAUUACAAUUAGGUAGUGGUUCAUCUCAAGUUUUAACUUGGAUUGUUAACAUUUUAUCAGGUGCUCAAAUCAUUAACUAUCUUUUUAUGUUGAUUACUUAUUUAGGAUUCCACUAUGCAUGUAAAGCUCAAGGUAUUGCAAAAUCGGUAUUCCAUUACAAAGCUUUCUUGCAACCUUAUCUUUCAUAUUUUUCAGCAUUCAUAAUUUCAUGUAUGGUUGGUGCUUUAGGUUAUUCAGUUUUCAUGCCAGGUAAAUGGUCAGUAAGUGAUUUCUUAACUUACUAUUUGAUGCCUUUAUUAGAUUUAGUGAUAUUUGUCAUUUACAAAUUAGUCAAACGUACUAAAAUGGUACAUCCAUCAGCUGCAGAUAUUUAUACAGGUAUAGAGGAAGUUGAACUUCAUGAACAACAAUAUUUGGAGUCACUAGAAUCUAAAGAUGAAAACAGUGCUUCUGAAAAUUCUUUGGUUGAUAAACUUGUCCAUCGUUUCCUUUAA